This is a messenger RNA of Dovyalis caffra, 318 nucleotides long. NCBI's taxonomy places the organism in Eukaryota, Viridiplantae, Streptophyta, Magnoliopsida, Malpighiales, Salicaceae. The record is from the annotation of a GenBank genome assembly.
AUGGCGGUGCCCGAGGAGGAGGAGGCUGAAAUGAAUAGGAGGAUUGACAGUAGGAGAUGGUGGGCGAUGGAUUUUGGGCCACAUCCGCCGCAGGACAUUACAAGCACAUAUGUUGGCAUUGAAUCACAAAUUUUGGGCACCAUGCGAGAGGUAAAGGACAAUUGGGGCAACUUCGUAUCUGUACAAGUUUCUGCAUCCUAUGAGUUUUACAAAUACAAUGCCCUUAUUGAAGUCUUAAGUAUGAAUGUUAGAUAUACUGCUGCAGUGAACAAUGAAUUAAACACCUCCUCUAUAAAAACAUGCCCCAAACCAGUGUAG